CGCGCGCCGUCCCUCCCCGCCGCCGCCAAGACCGGCGCCAUGCUCGUGAAGUGGGCGCUGCUGGGCCUCAGUCUCGGGCUGCUCCGCGUGGAGGCGGGGCGCGGCCGCGGGUCCCCCUCCACCACCACCCCCGCGCCGCCACCCCUGCCGGGGCCUGUGGACCUCACCCUGGCGCUGGACCGCAACGCCUCCUCGCCGGAGCAGCCCUUCACCGUCACCAAGAACGCGUCCGCCUGGGGCGAGUUCGGCUGGACGUCGACGCAGACCUCGUGCAGCAGCGGCCAGGCGGGCACGCACAUGCAGGCGCCGUACCACCUCAACGAGCACGGCUGGAAGGUGGACGAAGUGCCCUUGGAGAGGCUGCUCGUGGCAGCGGUGCUGCUGGACGUGUCCGCCGAGGUGGCCGCCAACGGCAGCUUCCUCCUCACCGCCGACCACCUCAUCGCCUGGGAGAAGAAGCACGGCGGGCUGCCCGACAACUCGGUGCUGCUCAUCAACUUCGGCACGUCGGCCCACGGCGGGGCGCGCGGCGCGUCCAGGAACCCGUCGGUGACCACCACCGCGACACCCAGGACCACGCCGCUCAACCCAGGCCUGUCGCAAGGCGCGGCUGUCCAUCUCACUACACUCGGCCGCGUGGUCGGCGUCGGCGUGGACCUGCCCGCCCUGGACGCCGUCGGGACGCCGCGCGGCCGCGGGGAGCCGGCGGCGCGGGCGCUCAUGGCGGAGAAUGUGUACGCGCUGCUGAACCUGGAUCUGAGCCGAGAGUUGCCAGCGAAGGGCUUCUCGCUGCUCGUGCUGCCUCCCAAAGUGCGCGGGGCCGCCGUGGCGCCGGUGCGCGUCGUCGCCACCACCAGGUCGCCGUCGCCGUCCCGCGCGGCAGCCGCGGCCGUCCUGCCCAGCACCAAGAUGGCCAUCGGCACUGUCCUGUGCCUCUACCUCGUGCAGCGCCAAUCGUAGCCCCUUACGAGUCUUUUUAUAUUUUCCUCUGAUUUCUCUUCUCUAAGUUACUGACUAGCUGCAAACCAAGUAUUAUUUUUAUACUGUUAGUAUUUACCUUAUUAUUUGCUUGUUGUGUUUUGUUUCUUUUUGUCUGUUUUCUGUGCCAAUCAUUGUGAUAGUUUAGGCAUUUGAGUGUCGAAAGGCAUUGCCCAAAUAAAUUUGUGAUGCUCUUACUUUACAGGGAAUGAUCACAACUUUCAA
Messenger RNA from Thrips palmi, 1203 nucleotides. Its product is annotated as isatin hydrolase-like. The record is from RefSeq and is a predicted model, not a curated record. Bases 40 to 960 code for a protein of 306 amino acids. The transcript is spliced from 6 exons. NCBI's taxonomy places the organism in Eukaryota, Metazoa, Arthropoda, Insecta, Thysanoptera, Thripidae. Gene Ontology annotation, molecular function: arylformamidase activity.